Messenger RNA from Mycotypha africana, 913 nucleotides. RefSeq lists its product as uncharacterized. The transcript has 4 exons. NCBI's taxonomy places the organism in Eukaryota, Fungi, Mucoromycota, Mucoromycetes, Mucorales, Mycotyphaceae. Gene Ontology annotation, biological process: regulation of transcription by RNA polymerase II. Gene Ontology annotation, cellular component: mediator complex; core mediator complex. Bases 88 to 540 code for a protein of 150 amino acids. The record is from RefSeq and is a predicted model, not a curated record. Gene Ontology annotation, molecular function: transcription coregulator activity.
UCUUAAUGUCCAUUCCGCUUAUUUUUUGUUUCUUUCAUAGUCUUUGUAUGCUUCCUUUAGCCGAACAUUGAUACUGUUCCAGCUGAAAUGAAAAAAGCUGCAGUUUUAACCGGCAAUAGAGAUCUCUUAGCAUAUUAUAAUUUAUUGCCUAUCUACGAAAAGUAUGUUAAGCCUUUUUCAUCAGCAGACAGAGAAGGAGGAAUCGACCCAACGUUAAUGCCGUACUUUGCAAAGUUGCCUGGCAAGUUGGAUACAGAAUAUGACGGAUAUUUGCUCAAGAUUUUGCGAGAUCCGCAAGCAGUUGAGACAGGACCAGAGAUUCGACCGCUUGAUGCAGACAGCUUACGACGCGCAUUUUCCUUAAAAGAAGGCCCCAUCCCAGGCUUUGAUGCUUCAAUCUUUGGUAGUGACGAAGCAGAUACUGACGAUUAUUCGGGACAGACUGUUGGAGGUUUAGACAAAGAUUUAUAUGAAUUGGACCACAAUGGUGAGAGGAAACACAAGAAAAAGGUAUUUAGAUUCACAAAUAUCAGUACCUAGCUUUUAAGUUAGCUAUAUCAAAUUCACCUAUUGUUAGAAGAAGAAGAGAAAGCAUGGUCAUGAAUAUGAGGAGGAUGGUCAUAGUGACCACCGUAAAAAAAAGAAGAAGAAAAAUAAAGUAAGUUCCUGCUUACAGCUUCAAUAGAUUGUUUACGGUUUCUGAUGAAGUAUGUCAUACAGACCGUGGAAAGCGCAGUUGCAGAAGAUCUUUGAACUAGUACAGUAAGACAAUUAUGAUACCAAACAGAUAUGAAUUCUCCUCAAGGAACAGAACAGUGCUCUAUCCACUGUAUGAAGAAAACAUCACGUAACUUAGAGCUAAACAACCAAUAAAACUGUUACAUCAUUUUAUCUGCAGAAAUUUGCAUAAAAU